AUAAUACACCGAGCGAUAUUAUUGUGAUUAAUUCGAUAUACACUAUUAUUAAUUUAAAAAUAUAAUAAUGUUUUUUUUAUAAUAAUCUUAAUGAACCAUAUUUUCUAGUUCUUAUUAAUUCUAUAUUCAAUGAAGAUAGUAAUUAAAAAGGCAACAGAGGAAGAAAUCGCGAGGUGUACACGAGUGUAUCAAGUGCCGUGCACGUUUCCGUCACAUGAUGAAAUUAGUUGAACACUUGAAGAAUCUGCAUGGUAUUGAAAGAGCAUUCAAUUGCGACGAAUGUGGAAAAGCCUUUCGUAGUCCAAUGAAUAUAACACGUCACAAAUUGAUCCACACCGGUCAAAAGAAAUUUGCUUGCGAUCUUUGUGAUUACGUUUCUAAUCAAAAAUCAAAUUUGGAAUCUCAUCUUCGAAGACAUAGAAAGGAUUACGUUUAUAAGUGCGAAAAGUGUCAGAAAGGAUUCUUUGAUAGGGCAGACUAUGAGGAACAUUUUAACGUACACGUCAAAGAUAAAUUUUAUCAAUGUGAAUAUUGUAAAAAAAUGUAUUCGUAUAAGAAAAAUCUGACUAGGCAUUUAAGAACUCAACAUACGAAUUUGUCCUGUAACACGAAUGUUUCAACUACAGUUACGAACAAACUCAUUGGCAGAGUCAACUUGACCGAUCAAAAAUUAUUGAAAGAUAAAACUUCUAAGUUAAUCACAACGAAAUAUCUUUGUGAUUUGUGCGGUAAAGCAUUAUCCUCGCAUAAGAGACUAUCUAUUCAUAGGCGUGUACAUACUGGUGAAAAAAUAGCCACUUGUGAAAUAUGUUCUAAAAAAUUUAGUAGUAAAGAAAAUUUAAAAAUUCAUUUGCGAAUUCAUACUGGAGAGAAACCGCAUGUUUGUUCCGAAUGCGGCAGACGUUUUACGCAAAGGACAUCUUUGGUUAUGCAUCUUCGUUAUCAUUCAGGAGAAAGACCAUUUAAAUGUCCUGAUUGUGAUAAGAGUUUCAUUUCCGGUACGUUCCUUAAGAACCAUCGUAAGGUACAUGACAAGAUUUGCGCCGAUAGUAAAAAAACCCUUGCAAGAGACAACAGCCAUUUAGAAUUGAACUCGUCAAUUUCUAAAAAGAAUAUAAUAUCAUCUAAAUAGAGACAAUUAUAUGUAUUCUUUAUUUAUAUUAGUAUUAAAUAUUUCCUACGAUCUAACGUCUUGUUUAAAUUAAAUAGAUAUGUUCCUUUCCGUAAUCAAUCGACCGAUUGAUAAGUGAGACGACGUCUAAUACACUGUAAACGUAAGUAUCUACGUAUCAAUCGAAAGAAUUCGAUUAACUCUGCGAUUAUAAUAUAAAUAUUGUAAGUUUUAUUUCUAUUCAUCAUUAAAUCCAAGCUAGCAUACGAUCUGAUUAGGGUAAGAUAAUGUAUAGUAACGAAGUGUUGAAGAUGAUACAAUAGAAACUCAAAGAUCCCAUCCUC
Vespa velutina is the source of this 1455-nucleotide messenger RNA. RefSeq names its product zinc finger protein 678-like. The coding region runs from base 215 to 1132 and encodes 305 amino acids. NCBI's taxonomy places the organism in Eukaryota, Metazoa, Arthropoda, Insecta, Hymenoptera, Vespidae. The record is from RefSeq and is a predicted model, not a curated record. The transcript has 2 exons. Gene Ontology annotation, molecular function: DNA binding.